AUGUCGUCGGUAAAAGUGGCAGUCCGUGUCCGGCCAUUCAAUAACCGGGAAUACAGUUAUAAUUGUAAAAACAUUAUCUCGAUGUCCGGUCAGACAACAACGAUAUCCAAUCCAAAGAUUGCCGACUCGUACAAGACGUUUACCUUCGACUAUUCUUACUGGUCGUGCGACCCGUCGGAUCCCAAUUUUGCCGACCAGACCACUGUCUACAGGGAUAUCGGCGAAGAGAUGUUGGCCCAUGCCUUCGAAGGCUAUAAUGUCUGUAUCUUUGCCUACGGUCAGACCGGUGCCGGUAAAAGCUAUACAAUGAUGGGCAAACAAGAUGGCGACGAAGGUAUUAUACCGCAUAUAUGCAAAGAUCUGUUCAAUCGGAUCCAGUGCGACGACAACGACCAAGUGAUGUAUUCGGUUGAGGUGUCGUAUAUGGAAAUCUAUUGCGAACGGGUCAGGGAUUUGUUGAAUCCGAAGAAUAAGGGUGCGCUACGGGUCAGAGAGCAUCCGGUACUCGGACCCUAUGUCGAGGAUUUGUCAAAGUUGGCGGUCACUGCUUACGAAGAUAUCCGUGAUAUUAUGGACGAAGGAAACAAAGCCAGGACUGUCGCCUCGACUAACAUGAAUGAGACCAGUAGUCGAUCGCACGCCGUCUUUACCAUAAUAUUUACUCAGCUAAGGGAAGACCAGAUGACUGGGUUGACCAGCGAGAAGGUCAGCAAAAUAUCGUUGGUUGACUUGGCUGGCUCAGAACGAGCUGAUGCUACGGGUGCUCAGGGAACGAGGCUUAAGGAAGGAGCAAAUAUUAACAAAUCGUUGACAACAUUGGGAAAAGUGAUAUCAGCUUUGGCUGAAAUAGCAAUGAAAAAGCGAAAGAAAGCCGAUUUUAUACCCUAUCGUGACUCAGCCCUAACUUGGCUUUUACGGGAAAAUUUAGGCGGAAACUCUAAGACAGCAAUGAUUGCGGCACUGAGUCCGGCGGACAUUAAUUUUGAAGAAACACUGAGUACUCUCCGAUACGCUGACAGAGCCAAACAAAUUGUCUGCAAAGCCAUCAUCAACGAAGACGCCAACGCAAAGAUCAUACGCGAACUUAAGGAUGAAAUUUCAAGACUCCGAUCGCUGUUGCGUAGCGAAGGUAUAGAUCUGGAGGAAAAUGGUUCGUCGAUUUCGGUUCAGACGGCAGCCGAUGUCAAGCGGCGAAGCGGUUCCGUAUCCAUUGUCAGCGAGAAUGCCAUCGAACAGCUACAGGAAAGCGAGAAACUGAUGCUCGAGUUGAACGAAACGUGGGAACAAAAACUAAAGAAAACGGAAGUCAUACGCAUUCAACGGGAGGCAGCACUGGCCGAGAUGGGAGUGGCCACCCGUGAGGAUGGCGACGCUGUCGGUGUUUUCUCGCCCCGCGAAACACCACAUUUGGUCAACUUGAACGAAGAUCCGCUGAUGUCCGAGUGUCUCAUCUAUUACAUCAAAGAUGGAUUCACUCGAGUUGGCCAAUCAAAUGCCGACAUUCCUCAGGAUAUCAAACUGAACGGAACGUUCGUAAUGGACGAACACUGUAUCUUCGAGAACCGGAACAGUCGGAUAACAUUGAUUCCGUGCAAACAGUCCCUGUGCUUUGUUAAUGGCAAACAAGUUGAUCGGCCCAUCGAAAUCAGAACCGGUUCCCGAGUAAUACUUGGCAAAUAUCAUGUGUUCCGUUUCCAGCAUCCGACUCAGGCCCGCGAAAAUCGUGACCGUAGCCGAUCUCCCUGUACGGAACAACCGCCACCCGGACCCUUGCAAGCAGUCGACUGGACCUAUGCUCAGAUGGAACUGUUGGAAAAACAGGGAAUCGAUCUGAAACAAGAAAUGGAACAAAAACUGAUAGUAAUGGAGGAACAGUAUCGCAAAGAGAAGGAAGAAGCGGAUCAGCUGUUCGAAGAACAACGAAAAACUUACGAACAAACCAUUGAACGUUUGCAAAAACAAGUUAACGAACAGUCGAUGACAAUGUCGUCGAUGUACGCGUCGACAGUGUCGUCGAUGACCACAAACAAUGACAAACUGCUGGCCGAUGACGAUGUCUUUGGUGUCGACGAUGACGGCGGCGGUGUUGGUGGCGGUGACGACUAUGUCUGGACGGAUCGGGACAUUGAAAUUGCUCGAAGAGCGGCCAAAAAGUGGAAAUACCAUCAGUUUACUAGUCUUCGCGAUGACCUAUGGGGUAACGCCAUCUUUCUCAAGGAAGCCAACGCCAUAUCGGUUGAACUGAAAAAGAGAGUACAGUUUCAGUUUGUUUUGCUAACGGAUACCAUGUAUUCGCCGCUACCGCCGGAAAUGGUCAACAAUUUCCAAGAGGUUCACUUGAGCGUAGUCGACGUCGACGACCAACUGCCAGCCGACGAACGGCCAUUUCCGCGGACAGUGGUUGCCGUCGAGGUUACCGACUUGAAGAACGGCGCCACACAUUACUGGUCGCUCAACAAACUGAGACACCGUCUGGAGCUUAUGCGACAAAUUUAUUACAACUAUUCUGUUGAGCCGACAAAUAGCGACUAUUUGCUAAAUUGUCUGACAAUUGCGGCCGAAAAACUCAGAAGUCCUGUGUUUAGUGAAGACAGGCAACGCUUGGAAGCGAUGCGCGAAAUGUAUAGAAACGAUGAGACAAACAUUUCGCCGCAAUCGCCGACCGAAUGCUCGCUUAUGGAGUCCACUUCAGGCGGUGACCCGUUUUACGACCGGUUUCCAUGGUUUCGUUUGAUUGGCCGAACCUAUGUUUAUCUAUCCAAUCUAUUAUAUCCGAUCGGUGUCAUCCAAAAGGUUCCCAUUGUCAACGAAAAAGGUGAUAUCAAAGGCUACCUCCGAGUGGCCAUCCAGUCGGUAACGGCCGAUGAAGAAGAACAAGUGAUGAUGAGCGGCGGCGGCGGCGGCGGUGAAAAUUCUUGUGCAAUAAGACAAUCGGCGCGAAUCAACUUCGACGACACGGAUGAAGCCCUGAUAAAGAUUGACAGAAAAUACAGAUUACAAGAAGCAGCCAAUUCGUUGUUUACAUCCUCGUCGUCGUCGACAUCGAUGGCAGCCAACCAGAUAACCGAUGGACUGACCACCGAUGACCAACAGAACAACAACUAUGAACUUAAUGUCGAAUACGAUUCAAAUCAGCAACUGAUUGGCCAACACUUGUUGCCGAUCGUUGGUGGCGGCGGUGGUGGUAAAGAGUUUACAUUUCGGGUAACAAUACUACAGAUAUCGGACAUCAGUAAAGAUUACGGGGAUAUCUUUUGUCAGUUUAAUUUUCUUCAUCGACACGACGAAGCAUUUAGCACUGAACCCAUCAAAAAUACGGGUAAAGGUCCGGCACCCGGUUUCUAUAGGGUCCAGAAUAUUACCGUCGCGGUUACCCAAUCGUUUGUCAACUAUUUGCGUACACACCCACUGGUCUUCGAGCUGUUUGGUCACUAUCAACAACAUCCGCUGCACAAGGAGGCCAAAGAUGAUCGCGAUCUGAUUGUUGUCCAACAAAAUAUAGUAUCGCGUCCACCGCCGCGCCAUAUGUUUCCCCAAUCGGUUCCCAUAUCGUUGCCAAUCAGAUCCCAAAAGUUUUCCUGUCUGUCACCGUCGCCCAGUACUGCACUGGUCUACUCCAAGUACGACCUACUCAUUUGGAUGGAAAUCUGUGAACUCGGUUCCUCUGGUGACUACAUCCCCGUAGUGGUCGACCAUCACGACGACACCCCAUGCAGGGGAACCUUUCUGCUGCAUCAGGGUAUCCAACGUCGACUUCGGGUAACCAUUGUCUACGAACCCGACCAGGAAGUCGGUUUCAAAGACAUACGCGAAGUGGUUAUCGGCCGAAUUCGUACGCAACCCGAUUGUCCCGAUAAUACCGAUGACGACGACGACCCGUCCAUCAUAUCGUUGGGUUUGUUUGGCGGCGAAUAUCUGGAAAAAUUGAACAAUCGAUGUGUCUAUCGGUUUGAGGCCGCAUGGGAUACAUCAUUACAUAAUUCAUUGCUAUUGAAUAGGGUUACCCCGUAUGGGGAACGCAUAUAUCUAACUGUUUCAUCAUAUCUAGAGCUUGAAAACUGUACGCAACCGGCAAUCAUAACCAAAGACUUUUGUCUGAUACUGUUUGGCCGCGACUCGCGAACCAUACCGAGGCUGACGCCCAAUACAAAAGUCCUGAAGAAUAUAUUGAGCGGCGCCUACAGAGACGCCAACUCCAAUCACAUUAGUACCGUCUAUGAGCUGAUCUUCAAGCGAGCGGUCGAUUCGGGCAGUCCGGGUGUUCAGCGACGGCAGCGGCGAGUAUUGGACACUUCGGGUGCCUAUGUCAGGGGCGAAGAAAAUCUGAAAGGUUGGCAACCGAGAGGCGAUUCCCUAAUCUUUGACCAUCAAUGGGAACUGGAAAAAAUGAAACGUAUUGAAGAAGUGGAAAAAGUCAGACACAAACUGCUGGUCAAAGAUUGCCUGAAGAAUAAGGACAGCGGCAGCUAUGAGGACAUACAGUUUACGUCGGCAAUGAAGACAAGCAGUUCGCGUCUGAGUUUAAUACUGGCCUCACCCACCAAUCCGACGGCCGCCAGUCAGUUUGGUGCSGCCGGCGAUAGCAGUGUCUACGAUCCAUGGGAUAUGACCGACAGGGAACGGGAACUGUGCGCCAAAUGUGUUCAACUCAUCCAAACGCAUAUACCAAUGAAACCGGCGCCACAGCUGACCGCCAUCAAGAAGAAUUCGUUGCCAACGCCGACCACCGAUGAUGUAUCGCUGGCCUCGUCGCUAAGUCCCGAUGUACUGUCACCCGAUAAGUCCAUCAAUGCUGCCAAUUGGCUGAAAAAGUCGGCUAUCGAUCACCAAACAGCAAACCAGUUGCCACCGCAACAACAACAGCAGCCAAACAGUAGUAGUAGUAGUAGUGACCAAAUGCUGGGAACCGAUAUCAAGCCGUCGUUUGUGGCAGAAAUCGAAGAAAUCCGUGUGAGUCCUAUCAUCUCGAAGAAAGGUUAUCUGAAUUGUCUGGAAGAUCGGACGGGUUGUUGGAUAAAAAAAUGGGUAUCAGUUAAGCGGCCCUAUCUGUUCAUCUAUGAUCACGAAAGAGAUCCCAUUGAACGAUGUGUUAUCAAUCUGUCGGCCGCACUGAUCGAGUGCUCCGACGAUCAAAAACAGAUGCUAAAAGUGGCCAAUGUUUUCUCCAUUGUUACCAAAUAUAGCGGUUUUCUGAUGCAAACCUCGACGGACAAAGAAGUACACGAAUGGCUCUACGCUAUCAAUCCAUUACUCGCCGGUCAGAUCAAGUCGAAGACUUCGCGGACCAAUCGCGGCGAUGUUGUUGUGACCAAUAAUUGUUGUGAUGAUAGUCAUCAGGGAUUAGUUAUCGGAGAUAAUGAUACCAAUCAGUGCUCCAUUUGAUCUCUUAUGGG
Molecule: messenger RNA, 5393 nt
Organism: Oppia nitens
Lineage: Eukaryota; Metazoa; Arthropoda; Arachnida; Sarcoptiformes; Oppiidae
Gene: unc-104
Product: kinesin-like protein unc-104
Exons: 11
Coding region: 1-5382 (1793 amino acids)
Biological process (GO): cytoskeleton-dependent intracellular transport; microtubule-based movement; vesicle-mediated transport
Cellular component (GO): kinesin complex; microtubule
Molecular function (GO): plus-end-directed microtubule motor activity; ATP binding; ATP hydrolysis activity
Source: RefSeq, a predicted model, not a curated record